Molecule: messenger RNA, 1323 nt
Organism: Lodderomyces parapsilosis
Lineage: Eukaryota; Fungi; Ascomycota; Pichiomycetes; Serinales; Debaryomycetaceae
Gene: MET15
Product: bifunctional cysteine synthase/O-acetylhomoserine aminocarboxypropyltransferase
Exons: 1
Coding region: 1-1323 (440 amino acids)
Biological process (GO): transsulfuration
Molecular function (GO): transferase activity, transferring alkyl or aryl (other than methyl) groups; pyridoxal phosphate binding
Source: RefSeq, a predicted model, not a curated record
AUGCCAUCUCAUUUUGAUACACUUCAAUUACACGCUGGUCAACCAGUUGAUCAACCAUACAAUGCUAGAGCACCACCAAUCUAUGCCACCAGUUCAUACGUUUUCAACGAUUCCAAACAUGGUGCUCAAUUGUUCGGAUUGGAAACUCCUGGUUACAUCUACUCGAGAAUUAUGAACCCCACAAACGAUGUUUUCGAACAAAGAAUUGCUGCUCUUGAAGGAGGUAUUGGUGCAUUGGCCACUUCAUCAGGACAAGCUGCUCAAUUGUUGGCUAUUGCUGGUUUGGCUCAUUCUGGUGACAAUAUUGUCAGUACAUCAUACUUGUAUGGAGGUACUUACAACCAAUUCAAAGUUGCAUUCAAGAGAUUUGGCAUUGAAACAAGAUUUGUCAAUGGUGAUAAAGUUGAUGAUUUUGCUAAAUUGAUUGACGACAAGACCAAAGCCGUUUACUUGGAAAGUAUCGGGAACCCAAAAUACAAUGUUCCUGAUUUUGAAAAGAUUGUUAAAUUGGCUCAUGACAAGGGUAUUCCUGUUGUUGUUGACAAUACUUUUGGUGCUGGUGGGUUUUUGGUGAAUCCAAUUAAGCACGGUGCUGAUAUUGUUGUUCAUUCAGCUACCAAGUGGAUAGGUGGACAUGGUACAACCAUUGCCGGUGUUGUUGUCGACUCGGGUAAAUUCCCGUGGACAAAGUAUCCUCAAAAAUUCCCACAAUUUUCCCAACCUUCUGAGGGUUACCAUGGAUUGAUUUUAAAUGAUGCUUUGAAAGAAGGUGCAUAUAUUGGACACUUGAGAAUCGAAUUGUUGCGUGAUUUGGGUCCAGCUUUAAAUCCUUUUGGGUCAUUCUUGCUUUUACAAGGUUUAGAGACGUUGAGUUUAAGAGUUGAAAGACAAAGUGAGAAUGCAUUGAAAUUAGCUAAAUGGUUGGAACUGAACCCACAUGUUGAUUCAGUAUCCUAUGUUGGUUUGCCAUCUCAUGAAUCUCACGAAUUGGCUAAAAAGUACUUUAACAAUAAUGCUAAAUUCUUUGGAGGUGCCUUAUCAUUCACCGUGAAGGAAAUUGAAUCCAACUCAUCAGAUCCAUUCCAAGAAGCUUCACCAAGAGUUGUUGACAAUUUGAAAAUCGCUUCCAACUUGGCAAAUGUUGGAGAUUCCAAGACAUUGGUAAUUGCACCAUAUUUUACUACUCAUCAACAGUUGGACGAAGAGGAGAAAAAGGCAUCUGGUGUAUCCAAAGGGUUGAUCAGGGUAUCCAUUGGUACAGAGUUUAUAGACGAUAUCAUUGAUGAUUUCGACCAAGCUUUUAAGAAGGUGUAUGGUAAUUAA